Molecule: messenger RNA, 790 nt
Organism: Aspergillus pseudotamarii
Lineage: Eukaryota; Fungi; Ascomycota; Eurotiomycetes; Eurotiales; Aspergillaceae
Product: chaperonin 10-like protein
Exons: 1
Coding region: 306-611 (101 amino acids)
Source: RefSeq, a predicted model, not a curated record
ACAAUAGAAUGCGAAGUUAUCAAAGGCAUAAACCACCGGAUGUACGGCGACUUGCGCCUUAUUUGGGGUGGAUAAUUUCGCAUAGCCUAGGCAUCGGCCCGAGGCAGAAAGAUACGCUUCAUCAAAACAUCUCCCACCAGGCCCCGCACCAAGACGAAACGUUAAUGUGUUCAGCAGCAUGCAAGACGAAUUCUAGUUGUAUUUACCGGACUCUGGUCCCCACUGCGGUAAGAUGGAAUACUCAAACUAUUCUGACCUCUCUGAUCCCCGGUUACUGCAAGGCAAUUCUUUUCUCCCAAUAAAGUAUGAUUACCACAACCGCCAUCGUUGCUCGCGAGCCCGAGCAGCCACUGAGCAUAAAUUGGGCCUUGGAAGAUGUCGAGGUAUACACGCCGGGUGAAGGAGAAAUUCUUGUGGAAAUGCGCGCGACAGGUAUCUGCCAUACAGAUAUAGUUCUAUCAUCUGUACCAUCUGGAAGUAUUGGAAUCCAGUAUCCAAAGAUACUGGGACACGAAGGUACUUCAUUAUCAGCACAUUCCUGCCGUUGUAUACACUACAACAUCAACAACAUGAAUAGAGAAGCGGAUCGUGGUUUCAUAUAUGCUGAAUAGCCACAGGUGGCGGUAUUGUACGAGCACUCGGCCAAAAUGUGAAGUCCGUCGAGGUCGGAGAUCCAGUCUUACUCUCCUACUACUCCUGUUCAUCCUGUGAAUCAUGUCAGACCGCACAUCCCGCAUACUGCGACGUGUUUGCCAAGGAAAAUUACGUUGGACACCAGGGUGGAAUGAAA